GCCUUCCAGGUGUAUUCAGACUCUCUUCCCCUACUCUCUCUCUCUCUCUCCUUCCUUUUUCUUGCGUUUUCCAACAUUCUUUUCUUAAAUGGACAGAAACCAGUUGCGUAGGCAGGUUGCUCUCACAAAGCAGUCUCUUUUUGAUCAGGGAUUGCUUGAUGAACAAUUUAUCCAGCUUGAGGACCUCCAAGAUGAUGCAAACCCUAACUUUGUGGAGGAAGUAGUCUCAUUGCACUACAGGGAUUCAGCUAGACUGAUCAGUAACAUAGAGAAAGCAUUGGAGAAGAAUCCUCUUGACUUUAAAAUGUUGGAUGGCUAUAUGCAUCAAUUCAAGGGAAGCAGCUCAAGCAUUGGGGCCAAAAAGGUGAAAGCUGAGUGCACUCUCUUUAGGGAAUAUUGCAAGGCAGGAAAUGGAGAAGGAAGCAUGAGGACAUUCCAACAAAUCAAGAAAGAAUAUGCAACGCUGAAAAGGAAGCUUGAGACUUAUUUUCAGUUAGCAAAGCAAGCCGGGCCUGCUGACACUGCAUGUCGGCCCAAGUAACGAAUGCCAGGCAGAUGAAGUGAAGCGUUUGACUGGUGAUUCUAGAAUGCUUUGAGCACCAGAUCUCCAAAACGUAGAGGGGGUUUGUGGGGUUUUGGGCUUGCUUACAAGCUUUCUUAAUUAUAUUAUAUGUGUUUAAUCUAACCGAAAAUGCAUGGGCGUGGCUAAUUUAAUAGAUUUUGGGUUCCCUUGUAUACAUGAAACGAAUGAAUGGAGUACUGUAGUUUUGCACUUUUGUUGACU
Populus euphratica (Euphrates poplar) is the source of this 784-nucleotide messenger RNA. RefSeq names its product histidine-containing phosphotransfer protein 4-like. Gene Ontology annotation, molecular function: protein histidine kinase binding; histidine phosphotransfer kinase activity. Gene Ontology annotation, cellular component: cytoplasm; nucleus. NCBI's taxonomy places the organism in Eukaryota, Viridiplantae, Streptophyta, Magnoliopsida, Malpighiales, Salicaceae. The transcript has 6 exons. The record is from RefSeq and is a predicted model, not a curated record. Bases 89 to 541 code for a protein of 150 amino acids. Gene Ontology annotation, biological process: cytokinin-activated signaling pathway; phosphorylation; phosphorelay signal transduction system.